AUGGUGCGUCUAAGACAGAUACCACGCAGCGCGGCCUUCGCCUGGUCCCCGGGCCACUCUUCUCCCUUCCUAGCGACCGGAACCCAUGUCAGAGCCGUCGACGUCGAUUUCUCCAAUGAAACCUUUCUAGAAUUGUGGGAUCUCAAGCUCGAUAGUGAGAAUGUGGGAGCGGAGCUGCAGCCUGUAGCCAAGAUUAGCACAGAGUCUAGGUUUCAUGACCUUGGGUGGACGGCGACAGAUGAUACUACUAGAGGGCUCAUUGCGGGAGCAUUGGAGAACGGAGCCCUCAACCUAUGGGACGCUGCAAAGCUGCUGGAUGGCUCUAGCAGUGAACCGGCCAUGAAAGUGGCUGCUCAUAGCGGGGCAGUCAAGACGCUUCAGUUUCACCCGCGGCAUUCCAACCUCCUGGCCAGUGGUGGAAGCGUAGGGGAGUUGUUCAUUACCGAUCUCAAUAAUAUCGAGAGCCCUACUCGGCUAGGCAAAGUUGCAGCCAGCCAAGUCGAGAUAGAUUGCCUCGACUGGAACAAGAAAGUCCCCCAUAUCCUGGCCACGGGAAACAGUGACGGGUUCGUAACGGUAUGGGAUGCUAAGGCCGGAAAGGAGAGCUUGACCCUUAAGAACCUGGGGCGUAAACCCGUAAGUGCUAUUGCUUGGGAUCCAGAGAAGCCCACCCGACUUGUUACCUCCAUACCCCUCGAGACCGAUCCAGUAAUUCUUGUCUGGGACCUACGCAAUGCCAAUGCUCCCGAACGAGUACUUAAAGGCCACGAAUCCGGCGUCCUCUCGCUGUCCUGGUGUCCCCAGGACCCAAGACUCCUCCUUUCCAGUGGUGAGGAUAACCGAAAUAUUUGCUGGAAUCCACAGACCGGCGAGGCAUACGGAGAAUUCCCAAUCGUUACAAACGCCACUUUCCAGACUCGAUUUAACCCAACCAACCCCAACAUCCUUGCUACUGCCUCUUUGGAUGGAAAUAUCUCCGUGCAGACCCUUCAGAACACCAACCCGGAAACGGCGCAAAAGGGAGACGAUGCGCAACCCCUUAAUGACGAAGACUUCUUUGCCAAGGCCCAGACUCAACCACAGGGACCUACUUUCUCCCUACCAAAGGCUCCUAAAUGGUUCGAGCGUCCUACCACCGCCAACUUUGGCUUUGGUGGAAGAGUCAUUUCGGUGGUGACUGCACCAGGGACACGAACCUCGACCGUCCGUAUCAGCAAGUUUGAGGUAGAUGCCAGCAUCGGCGCUGCUACUGAUGCUUUCGAGUCCGCAUUAAGCUCUGGAGAUGUCCGUAGCAUUUGCGAGUCUCGAGCUGCCGAGGCCAAGACUGACGAGGAGAAGUCUGACUGGAAGGUUAUGACUACGUUACUGUCGGAGAGUCCUCGAAAGGAACUCAUCACUCACCUUGGAUUCUCGGGAGAUGCCGAUGAGGCUGCAGACAGCUUAGCCAAGCUUGGGCUGACAAAGGAGGACGCAGAAGAAACAACGACGGAAGAACCAAAAGCAGAAGAGAAACCGAAGUCGUCUCUUGUACCCCCUCCAGGAGCCAGGAAACAUAAGAGGCUUACUUCUAUCUUUGACACUGGUGCUGAUAGCGAGAGUGACAGCUUCUUGAACGAUCUCUCUGCCUCCAAGGAUGCCAAGACCAACAGUCCCUUCAAACUGUUCACAGGAGAGGAGACUGAAGCGGAUAAGGCAAUCACCAAAGCUCUUAUACAAGGCAAGUUUGAAAUGGCCCUUGAAACCUGUCUAAAGGAGGACCGGGUGGCCGACGCUCUUAUGAUUGCUUUGUCUGGAGGUCAGGCGUGCAUUGAAAAAGCCCAGGAGGCAUACUUCCUCAAGAAAUGCGAGGGACCAAGCUAUGUCCGCCUACUAGCAUCUAUCGCUGGCAAGGAUAUUUGGGAUGUUGUUCACAAUGCCGACCUUGAAAACUGGAAGGAGAUUGUUGCUGUCAUUUGCACCUUUGCUGAUGACAAGGAGUAUCCCGAUCUUUGUGAAGCCCUUGGCGAUAGACUAGAGGAGUACUCGCGAACUCAUGACAGCAAGGAGACUCGCAAGGACGCUUCUUUCUGCUACUUGGCCAGUUCCAAGUUGGAGAAGGUUGUGUCCAUCUGGAUCCAGGAACUCAAGGAGAACGAGAACAAGAUGGUUGAAGAUGCCUCUGGCGAGACUGGAUUUUCCAUCCACGUACAAGUUCUCAGGGACUUUAUUGAGAAGGUCACAGUCUUCCGCCAGGUAUCUAGGUUCGUUGACGCUGAAAAAGAGAAGCCAUCGGACUGGAAACUCAGCUCUCUCUACGACAAGUACAUCGAGUAUGCCGAGAUCGUUGCUACUCAUGGCAGAUUGGAUGUAGCAGAGAAAUACCUCAGCUUGCUGCCAGACAGCCAUCCUGCAGGAGGCACCGCAAAGAACCGCAUCCAACUGGCCACAAAGAAAGCUACCGUCACCACCACCACCAAGGCCGCCACCAAAGCACCCACGGCGCAUAUUCCAGCUGCCAGACAAGCUUCAGCAGCUGUGCCUCAGCCGGCUCUUGGAGGGUAUGCUCCUCCCCAGCCUCAAGUACCCCAGCAGCCGCCAAUGGUAAACCGUGGACCAACCCCAAACAACCCGUAUGCGCCAUCGGCUUUCAGCCAACCCGCCAAUCCUUACGCUCCAAGUGCCCAGGCAUCGAACUACGCACCCGCUGCCGGUUACCAACCGUCGCAGCAGCCUGGUAUCGCCCCUCCUCUAUUCCCUGGUCAGCAAGCCCAUGGAGUUCCGCCCCCUCCUAGAGGCUUAACCCAAUCACCCUCUACAGUGAAGCCGCACACGGAACGAACCAAUGUCCCUGCUUGGAACGAUCUUCCCGAAGGGUUUGCAAGGACCCCCACCCCUCGACGCGGAACUCCAAGUCAGGGACCUGCGGUUAUCAGUUCACCGUUCCCCAAUCAGCAGCAGCAGCAGCAGACCCGGAGCCCUCCUCCACCCCCUGGCCCCCCAGGUCCCGGACAGCGAGCCUCGAUGCCCGUUCCACCACCACCAAAGGGCCCCUUCCAAGCAGCAUCACAUGCAACUCCUCCAGGCUCUGCAGGAGGCUCUCAAUUCGUGCCACCAGAACGCCCAUCAUCUACUGCAAACCUGUAUGCUCCCCCUCCAACACAACAUCCACCAACAGGAGUGGCCGGUGGCCCUCCACCCAUCGCCCGCAGUGCAUCCCCAUAUUCCCCUCCACCAGCCGGCGCACCACCAUCAAACCGAUAUGCUCCAAAUCUGUCGUCCCAGCCUUCUCACCCAGCUGGAUCAACUGUACCCUCCGGGCCUCCCGGGCCACCCCAACAGGCGCCAGGCCCAAGCCCAUACGGAGCUCAGCGGUUCCAGUCCGCACCACCACCACAGGGAGGACCUCCCCAGGGACCAUAUGCACCACAAGGGGGCCAGUUCACUCAGCCUCCUCCACCACCACAUACCGGUGCUCCUCCACGACCAGACUCCCGACCAAGUACUGGCCAGUCGCAGAAGAAAGCUCCUGCAGCCCCUCCCAAACACCCUGCCGGUGAUCGUUCUCACAUCCCAGACAACGCCAGGCCAAUCUUCGACAUUCUCUCCGCUGAUAUGCAGCGCGUAAAAUCUCGUGCUCCAUCUAGCUUCAAGGCGCAAGUCAACGACACUGAACGAAGACUAAACAUCCUGUUCGAUCACCUGAACAACGAAGACCUGCUGAAGCCAGGCACAAUCGACAGCAUGAUUGAACUAGCCCGAGCCAUCCAGAGCAGAGAAUAUGAAGCCGCGCAAGCAAUUCACUUGGAUAUCCUGACCAACCGCACCGACGAAUGCGGAAACUGGAUGGUCGGUGUGAAACGAUUGAUUGGCAUGAGCAAAGCGACGCCAUGA
This is a messenger RNA of Nannizzia gypsea CBS 118893, 3870 nucleotides long. Its product is annotated as transporter sec31. Gene Ontology annotation, molecular function: structural molecule activity; protein binding. The record is from RefSeq and is a predicted model, not a curated record. Gene Ontology annotation, biological process: endoplasmic reticulum to Golgi vesicle-mediated transport; endoplasmic reticulum organization; COPII-coated vesicle cargo loading. The transcript has 6 exons. Gene Ontology annotation, cellular component: COPII vesicle coat; endoplasmic reticulum exit site. NCBI's taxonomy places the organism in Eukaryota, Fungi, Ascomycota, Eurotiomycetes, Onygenales, Arthrodermataceae. Bases 1 to 3870 code for a protein of 1289 amino acids.